ACGGCCCGGACAGGCCUAUCAUUUCUAAAAUGAACCCAGUUAAUAGCUUCAUGGAGCAGAACCAAUAAUCUGAGAGUCCUCACCGAAUCAAUACUUCCAAAUCUCUCGCCAUCUCCAAAGGGGAGGUCAUUUCUCUCUCUUUACAGAAACCACCGAGCCAUGGCUCUUAUCAGCCGAAACACCGCCAAUCCUCCACACCUCCUCUCCGCACAGCGGGCUCUCUCUCUCCACACCACCCUUCCUUCUCUCUCCUCCACCUCCUCCCCCCAUUACGCUCGUCCUUCUCCUCCCUCCACCUCCGGCCCUCCAGCUGGGCUUUCCAAGACUGCUGAAUAUGUGAUCUCAAAGGUCGAUGACCUCAUGAACUGGGCCCGUCGUGGGUCCAUCUGGCCUAUGACCUUCGGCCUCGCUUGCUGUGCUGUCGAAAUGAUGCACGCCGGUGCCUCUCGCUAUGAUUUCGAUCGCUUCGGUAUCAUUUUCAGGCCCAGCCCUCGCCAAUCCGAUUGCAUGAUUGUCGCUGGCACUCUCACAAACAAAAUGGCCCCUGCUCUCCGCAGGGUUUAUGACCAAAUGCCAGAGCCUAGGUGGGUCAUUUCUAUGGGAAGUUGUGCGAAUGGUGGUGGAUACUAUCAUUACUCAUACUCUGUUGUUAGAGGUUGUGAUAGAAUUGUCCCUGUUGACAUCUAUGUACCUGGUUGCCCACCCACUGCUGAGGCUCUACUAUAUGGAGUUCUUCAGUUGCAGAAAAAGAUCAACAGGCGCAAGGAUUUCCUCCAUUGGUGGAACAAGUAAGGAUAUCACAAGUUGCUCCUGGGCUAUUUUGGGUGCAGUGUUAAGAUAAAAUAAAUCAGUUCUCUGGUGAAAUGCCAUGUAGAGAUAUAUUAUUAAAACGGUUUUGAACAUAAAGUCCAUGAGUUUUACAAAUCAGGUUUCUGUUACAUGUAUGGUGAUUGUACUUCCUGUAUUACUUGGAAUUUCAAUUUGCACCGACUUUAAUUUUCGUUUUAACUACCUGUGCUGUUGUUCUAAGGAUGUUUAUUUUGUCGUUUUACAUGGGAAUGAAUAAAUUCAUUGGUUUUUUUUUU
Messenger RNA from Theobroma umbraticum, 1085 nucleotides. RefSeq names its product NADH-ubiquinone oxidoreductase 20 kDa subunit. The record is from RefSeq and is a predicted model, not a curated record. NCBI's taxonomy places the organism in Eukaryota, Viridiplantae, Streptophyta, Magnoliopsida, Malvales, Malvaceae. Gene Ontology annotation, cellular component: respiratory chain complex I. Gene Ontology annotation, biological process: electron transport coupled proton transport; aerobic respiration; mitochondrial respiratory chain complex I assembly. Gene Ontology annotation, molecular function: 4 iron, 4 sulfur cluster binding; NADH dehydrogenase (ubiquinone) activity; quinone binding.